Molecule: messenger RNA, 6578 nt
Organism: Triplophysa dalaica
Lineage: Eukaryota; Metazoa; Chordata; Actinopteri; Cypriniformes; Nemacheilidae
Product: signal-induced proliferation-associated 1-like protein 2
Exons: 21
Coding region: 534-5528 (1664 amino acids)
Biological process (GO): activation of GTPase activity; regulation of small GTPase mediated signal transduction
Cellular component (GO): cytoplasm
Molecular function (GO): protein binding; GTPase activator activity
Source: RefSeq, a predicted model, not a curated record
UUGGAGGUAGUAAGAGGAGCAGGACACCAGCUACUGUCAGGAAUCCUCUUAUGUGUUUAAUUAACGGAAUAUUAUAAUCGUCAAGGUGUAUUUUUGAGAUUUACUGUCAAAUCUGCACAUUAUGGGACUUUCUUUUUCCUCUGGAUGCUGAGGAUCUCUCUCCUCCAGCUGUCACCCUAAAUUAGCUGAGCUCAGUGAAAGGAGAGCCGGUUCAACUGACCCCUUCUGCUCCUUGAAGCUCCAGCCGUCCGUGACACCCAAAUGCUGCCUGUCUUUCGUCAAACUGGUCGCCCCUGAAGAAAAAUGGACUUGUAGUGAAGGUCAACCCUUCGAGCGGGGUAACUCCCUCUGGGACGUCUCUUGAGAAAGCUGGUCCGGAGACACCGAUGGGUGAUCUAUGACAAUGUCACCGAUAAGGGGACCCGAGUUCUCUUUUUCCCAAGCAGCUGCAAGCAGGAUAUGAGCUUGAGCCGUGGCCAUCGACGAUAAACCAAAUCCUCCUCCUUCAGUUAGUUGGAGGCUCCUCUUACGUCAUGCAGUCAUCUGAGGAAUUGUUUAGCAGGAAGCUGAAAGCGUUGAAUGGGAGUAUGGGACAUCCAGCAACCAACACACAGGGAAAGUUGGAAGUGGGCGGUAAAGCGAACGGGACACCCGCCAUGCCUAAAAUGGGGGUGCGAGCCAGGGUGACAGAAUGGCCCCCAAAAAAGGAGUGUUGGGGAGCCAACUACGAAAGCGCUGUCACGUCGUUUCAAAACGGCCAGCCGUAUCAAAGUGUAGAGAUUUCUGAUUUAGGUGAUGAACAGUUGGAGCCUGAUUAUUCGGAUCCGAAAUAUUCCCUGAGCGACCUUCUCAGUCGAUCUCCGUUUAAGGGGCUUCAUCCCAUUCGACAGCGGAGUAACAGCGAUGUGACCAUCAGCGACAUCGACGCGGAGGACAUAAUGGAUCAGAACGCUGUCAACCCAAACACAGGCGCCUCGCUGCAUCGAGAGUACGGCAGCACGUCCUCUAUCGACCGGCAGGGUCUCGGCAACGACGGUUUCUUUUCCAUGUUACGUGGCUAUCAGAUUGAUGUUUCGGACCAUCGCAGUGCCCCACCUGAAGCCUUUCCGGAGCUCCUCCGCUACGACACGACCCUCUCCCCUAGCUUGCAAACGGCUACUCAGAUAGCCCGUGGUGAGAUCGUCCACAUCUCGGGCUACGACUAUGUGGACAGCUCCCUCCUCUACAGCCGAGAAAGAGAGAAGUCCUUUAUGCAUCGUCUCAAGUCAGACUCAUCCGAGACGUCGCUGUUCAGAAAACUGAGGACUAUUAAAAGCGAACACGACGGUUUCCGGCUUUCUUCCGAGCAGGAGGACCGCCGGCCCCUCAGCUUUCAAAAGUGCUUUGCUCACUAUGACGUCCAAAGUGUUCUCUUCAACAUCAGUGAGGCGGUUGCCAGUCGGGUCAUUCUCAGUCAGAGGAAGAACAUCACUACUGGAGCUUCUGCAGCAUCUCAAUACCAAGUCACAGGAGCCGGUCAAACCAGUGGAAAUACAGCCGGGACUGCGUCUAUGUUCGAGUCUCCCCUGGGCAGUCGAGAGGACCUGAACCCAAAGGAAAACUUGGAUGCUGAUGAAGGCGAUGGGAAAAGCAAUGGAUUGGUGCUUAGUUGCCCGCAUUUUCGUAAUGAAGUUGGUGGAGAGGGUGAGAGGAGAAUCUCUCUGUCCAGGGCCAACAGUGCCGGCUAUAGUGGCGGAGGAGAAAACUGUUCUUUUGAGUCGUCUUUAAGCUCUCACUGUACCAACGCCGGUGUGUCGGUGCUGGAGGUUCCACGAGAAAACCAACCCAUCCACCGUGAAAAGGUCAAGCGCUACAUCAUCGAGCACAUCGACUUGGGGGCGUAUUAUUACCACAAAUACUUCUAUGGAAGAGAACAUCAGAACUAUUUUGGGGUGGAUGAGAACUUGGGUCCGGUGGCCAUCAGUGUGAGGAGAGAGAAGUUAGAUGAUGGGAAGGAUAAGGAGGGUUCACAGUAUAACUAUCGAAUCACCUUCAGAACAAGUCAGUUAACUACCCUGCGAGGGGCGAUUCUGGAGGAUGCCGUGCCGUCCACAGCGAGGCACGGGAUGGCCCGUGGUCUGCCUCUGAAGGAAGUUCUGGAGUACGUGGUGCCUGAACUGAACAUCCAGUGCCUGAGACUGGCCGUCACCUCACCGAAAAUCCCUGACCAGCUCCUUAAACUGGACGAGCAGGGGCUCAGUUUCCAGCACAAAGUGGGCAUCUUGUACUGUAAAGCGGGUCAGAGCACAGAAGAAGAGAUGUAUAAUAAUGAGAAUGCCGGGCCUGCGCUGGAUGAGUUCCUGGAUCUGCUCGGUCAGAGAGUUCGGCUGAAAGGAUUCACCAAGUACAGAGCACAGCUGGACAACAAGACGGACUCCACUGGUAGCCACUCACUUUACACAACCUACAAAGACUAUGAGCUGAUGUUCCACGUUUCAUCGCUCCUCCCCUACACACCCAAUAACAGGCAACAGUUGCUCAGAAAAAGACACAUCGGAAAUGACAUUGUGACCAUCGUGUUUCAGGAGCCGGGUGCUCUGCCCUUCACUCCAAAAAACAUUCGCUCCCAUUUCCAACACGUCUUCGUCAUUGUUAAAGUUCACAAUCCCUGCACAGAGAACGUCUGCUACAGUGUGGCAGUUUCCAGAUCCAAAGACGUGCCUCCAUUCGGACCUCCCAUUCCUAAAGGCGUGACCUUUCCCAAGUCCGCCGUCUUCAGGGACUUCCUUCUGGCCAAAGUGAUAAACGCAGAAAACGCAGCUCAUAAAUCCGAAAAGUUUCGCGCCAUGGCGACCCGUACACGUCAGGAGUAUCUCAAAGACCUCGCGGAAAACUUUGCAAGCACGACGACGGUGGACUCCGCUGUGAAAUUCAGCUUCAUCACGCUGGGUGCUAAGAAGAAAGAGAGAGUUAAACCGCGGAAGGACGCCCAUCUCUACAGCGUGGGUGCCAUUACCUGGAGUGUGGUGGCACGGGAUUUCGGACAGUCAGCGGAUGCGGAGUGCCUGUUGGGUAUUUCUAAUGAGUUCAUCGUGCUCAUUGAGGAAGAGUCCAAGAAUGUGAUUUUUAACUGUUCGUGUCGGGAUGUCAUUGGUUGGUCUUCUGGCGUCAUGAGCAUCAAGAUCUUUUAUGAACGUGGGGAAUGUGUGAUGUUCACUGCGCACGACAACUGCGGAGAAGACAUUCGAGAGAUCGUACAAAGACUUGAGAUGGUGUCGCGGGGAUGUGAGACCACAGAAAUGACCCUGCGCCGGAACGGUCUGGGCCAGCUCGGAUUCCACGUCAACUUUGAAGGAAUCAUAGCCGAUGUUGAACCCUUCGGUUACGCAUGGAAGGCUGGGUUGCGACAGGGCAGCCGGCUGGUGGAGAUCUGCAAAGUGGCGGUGGCGACUCUGACCCACGAGCAGAUGAUCGACCUCCUGAGAACAUCGGUCUCCGUCAAGGUCGUCAUUAUUCAACCGUACCAGGACGGAGCCCCCAGAAGGGGCUGCUCAGAACUAUACAGAAUCCCCAUGGUCGAGUAUAAACUGGACAGUGAAGGAACUCCCUGCGAAUACAAGACUCCUUUCAAAAGAAACACCACCUGGCACCGGGUGCCCACUAACAGCCAGCCCCUGCCCCGUGGAUCCCCCACCCAGGGUCACGACCGCAUGCAGUGCCAACAACUCCUCCAGCACGCUCAGACUGCUAUCCCGCGCAGCACCUCAUUCGACAGAAAGCUGCCGGACGGACCCAGGAACGUACAGGAUAUAGAGAACCCUCAGAUUUCAUCCUGCAGUAAAGGAGAUGCGUCUCAACACUACCGCAGCUCACCCAGUAACCAAUCAUCAUCAAGUGACCCGGGACCCUGCGGAAGUGCCACCUGGAACCAGCAGCCGGCAUACGACGGGUGUCAUUCACCCAUCCUCCAUGAUCGCUCCGCUGAAGCCCAGGGCAUGAUGGGAGAUGGUGAGAUGCUGAGGGAAAAGGAGCCCACUCUGGAGAGAACACGCUCUGCAGAGGCCAAAUGGCACGUCCCGUCCACAAAGAUCCUCAACUCCUUGAAGGAAAGGGGCAAGGAUUCGCCUAACAAAGUGACACGGCAGGGCGGCGAUAAAAACUCCAGUCACUCCAGCAGUAACACACUGUCCAGUAACGCCUCCAGCAGUAACAGCGACGAGAAGCACUUCGGCUCCGGGGACCUGAUGGACCCGGAGAUGUUGGGUCUCACCUACAUUAAAGGAGCCUCGACGGACAGCGGCAUUGAUACCGCCCCAUGCAGCAUGACCCCAGGGGUGGCCAGCGCAUCUGUGACCCGCGUCAUGCUCCAGGCCCGUGGGGUGUCCGAUCCGGGUCACCCGUGGACUCCAGAACUGACGGAGGAAGACUCUGUGGAGGAGGAACACAACAGGCUGUACCUGCCUCAGGGAUACGCCUCGGCGCUGGCGGCCGGACACACGCCUGUGGAGGGGAGCAUGGGAGACCUGAGCGAGGUCUCAUCUCAUUCCAGCAGUCCGCAUCCCCACAGCUCCAAGCUCACAUCGUCUCCAGAGUGUUCCAGAGCCCACAGUAGCCAGGAGCCGAGGCCCAGCACCGAGACGCGCAAGCGGGCAGACGAGAGAUCCAUCGCUGCUGAGCCCCCAAAUCUGUCCGAGUGUGGGCAGCUGUAUGCGGCGGAGGGAGCGUGUCGACUACAGGAGAGGGGAAGGGACAAACUUAAAGAAGGAGGUCUUCAGCCUUGCAGGUCGAAAGAAGAACAUCUAAAGAUGACUGUGCCCGAAAGCCCACCUGCAGAGAGCGGCCACAGAAAGGCAUCGACAGCGGGCAGUCUGUCACCUCGGCGGUCUCUCUAUCGGACCCUUUCUGAUGAGAGCGUGUGCAGUAAUAGAAAGGGCUCGUCCUACGCCAGCUCGCGGAGCUCCAUGUUGGACCAGGCCAUGCCCAAUGACAUCUUGUUCAGCAGCACUCCACCCUAUCACAGCACGCUGCCCCCUCGCAUGAGCCUCAGUCAAACCACAUCCAACCUCAAGACUGAGUUCUGGUUUUCUGACGGAUCCCUGGCGGACAGGUCGAAGUUCAGUGACCCGGGUCUUAUGCCUCUACCAGACACGGCUACAGGCUUGGACUGGUCUCACCUCGUGGAUGCGGCCAGAGCUUUUGAAGACCAGCGCGUGGCAUCUUUCUGCACCAUGACGGACAUGCAGCGAGCCGAAGCCCUGCAGAUCUCCCGCGAGCUCACCCGACGUGUGGCGGCUGCUGAGGGAGCCGCCCUGCAGGCGGGCAAUGCCUCUCCGUCCACACUGACGGGGAAAGUCAAUCAACUGGAGGUCAUACUGAGACAGCUGCAGAACGACCUGAUGAAGGAGAAGGAGGACAAGGCUAUUCUCCAGGUGGAGGUCCAACACCUGAGGCAGGACAACAUGCGACUGCAGGAGGAGAGUCAGACUUCUGCCGCACAGCUCAGGAAAUUCACUGAGUGGUUCUUUCACAGCAUCGACAAGAAACCUUGACGGAGACUCUAUCUACCCAGAGAGAGAGAGAGGGGUAAAACUGGACCCAGACUCUCCGUCUAGGGGACCAAAGGAGAUCCUUGAGGGGGGAAAACCACUAGAGAACUCUAUCGCUGAAGCAUCGAGAUACCGUCCAACAGAUGCUUAAGCGGCAUUGCUGUUCCUGCAGCCAAUUCACAUUCGAAUGUAAAAAUAUACUUGACUGGAGGACACUUUGUUGGUGCUAGUUGGAGUAGACGAGUAGGUCAACCUACUAAUCCUUCACAUCAGGUGGUAGAAACUGAGAAUGUACUUGUACCAAGUCGAUAUCAUCACCUGAAUCGGACUCUUACAAAUAAAUCGAGGUGGAUUAUGAAUGUAACACAUCAAGACCUGACGGCUGGAUGUCUUGAAGAACCCAGUUUUCAUUCUUCACCUGCGGUUUUGGACAGUUACGCAAACGGAAGUCGAGAAGUCAAGGUUUCAAAUCAAUCUUGAAGUUGUCUUUUGAAUCGUUUCCAUUAACCCUCAUCGAGUUCUGGCAAUAAACAUGGAGUCACUCAACUUUGUUCCUGGACCGAUUCAACCAUGUUUCUGAUUCAUUCUGUGUUUGUUGGGAUUGUGCCUCAAAGGGAAUCAGAAAUAAGCUGGUGUAUGCAGCGUUUUUGAUCCUUCUAAACAUGCCUUCAGCUCACCGAAUCCUCAUGUGUGUGAUGACAGCGCUGUCAAAUCUGAAACUGUGUGAGCCACAUGCCAAAAUGUGUUUAUCUCUGUACAGAUCCUUGGAUUCACUGUCUAGUAUUUAACACUGUUAUUUAAGCCUAUUUAACCCAAAUUAGUUUAUUUUAAUAAAUAAAAUCAAAGGAAAGGUUGUGUGAAGGCUGUCAGCUGUAGCUUUGUCUGGGCUGUGUCUGUAAUGUUAGAUUUAUCGGUCGAUUUGUCUUUUCAUUCCAACAUUUGGACGCUGCUAGGAAACACUGUUGGUUUCUUUGCUUUUACAAAUGUGUUUCUUUGUAAAUCUGUUUCAUGGAAGAAGGGACAUUGGUUGCUUUUUUUUAAAUAAAUGUAGAU